Molecule: messenger RNA, 405 nt
Organism: Camelina sativa (false flax)
Lineage: Eukaryota; Viridiplantae; Streptophyta; Magnoliopsida; Brassicales; Brassicaceae
Source: RefSeq, a predicted model, not a curated record
AUGGCUAAACUUGGAGCUCUCGAGGAAGUCGUUGAAGCCGCGCUGUUGGAUCAAGUUUGCUGGUUAGACGUGUCAGGAAAGUUCGACACAAAAGACCUGUCUCUAGGAAUAACGUACGAGGUGAUAUUCGUGGUUAAGCUAGAAGAUGAAGCUUAUGGAUGGGACUGGGCCCCGGUUAAGCUGAAGUUGGUCGUGCCUAGUGGUAGCGAGAUACCUCAAGAGCAGAGUGUGAGCUUUGUGGAACACAUUGGGAAGCAAUGGUUAGAUAUUUCGGCCGGUGAGUUCAUUAUGUCUAAGGAGAGCGUAGGAGAGAUCAGCUUCUCACUGUAUGAACACGAAGCCAAUAUGUGGAGGUCAGGGCUUAUGGUCAAAGGCGUUGUAAUUCGUUUUAAACACCAACUUUAA